GUGCUUUCGAGUGCCUUUGGCGAAACACUCAUUUCCUGGCUGAUCGUCACCACCUCUGCGCUGGGUACGUUUAUCUGUGGCUUCUGUGUGGUUUUUGCCCUAGCGGUGGCUGAGCACACUUACUUCCAGCGCUUUCUGUACGCAAAGUACUUCUCUGCUCUGACAUCGGCACGGAGAGGGCGCCGAUACGGCCUGCCCCACUUCCGACUGCAUAAGGUGCGAAACACACUGUGUAUCACCAACAUCAAGAUGUGGCUAUCCCUGCGAUCGUUCCUUAAACGAAAGGGACCACAGCGCAGUGUUGAUACCAUUGUGAGCCUGUCCUUUAUUCUCGUGCUUUUUCUGGUGGGCAUGAUCAGCAUUAAGUCAACCACAGGCCAUGCCGGCUUAUUACUGACUGUCUCGGAUUGGCAAACCGUGGUGUGGUAG
Messenger RNA from Sphaeroforma arctica JP610, 429 nucleotides. RefSeq lists its product as hypothetical. The annotation marks the transcript as partial. The transcript has 2 exons. Lineage: Eukaryota; Ichthyosporea; Ichthyophonida. The record is from RefSeq and is a predicted model, not a curated record. Gene Ontology annotation, cellular component: endoplasmic reticulum.